Messenger RNA from Triticum urartu, 5658 nucleotides. RefSeq lists its product as uncharacterized. Gene Ontology annotation, biological process: regulation of cell shape; regulation of transcription by RNA polymerase II; cytoskeleton organization. The record is from RefSeq and is a predicted model, not a curated record. Gene Ontology annotation, molecular function: protein binding. Gene Ontology annotation, cellular component: nucleus. NCBI's taxonomy places the organism in Eukaryota, Viridiplantae, Streptophyta, Magnoliopsida, Poales, Poaceae.
GACUGAUUCAGUCUAUCGAAUGCAGCGGGAGACAACACUGAGAAAAGCGAGAGUGGCCGGAGCCCAAGCUGCGUUAGGGUGUCCGGGGAGGUGGUCUGUGGGAGGGCGGCUGCUCUCGGGAGCGGGCGAAGCAAGCGGGGUGCAGGGAGCUCUCGGCAGCGGGCGAAGGAAGCGGCUCGUCGGCCGGUUCGCUCCGGCACGCCGCGGGCGAAGGAAUCUGCUGGAGGAGGGGCAGCGAGCGGUGGUCAGCCGCGGCAGUCAACUGGCGUGCGGCUGGAGGAGGGAUUGGGCCGCAGCGGCGCAUUAGGCGGCGGUGCCGUGCAGCCGUGCGUCAACGGAAGGCAAUUACAGAACACUGGUCACUUAAUCACUUGCUUUCCGCCACUGGUGGUGUUGUAGACAUGGAUUUUCGAAAGCAUCAACCUUCUGCUAAUGCAACCUCUAUUAGUAUGGUCCACCUGGAUUUUCCUAGCCAAAUGCUUGAGGAUAUUGAUUCUGUGAAUCAAGUGAUGCCAGCAGAUUUUCCAUCGGAGGCUCCUAUUGAUAUUGAUAUGAGGGAACUUUACUUUCUAAUUUUGCAUUUUUUAUCACAUGGUCCAUUUAAGCGGGUCGCUGGAGAGCUGUGCAAUGAACUUCUGGAGCAUCAAUUGUUACCUAGAAGAUAUCAUGCUUGGUAUUCGCGUGGUGGUUUUCAUAGCGGCAAAGAAAAUGACGAUGGUGUAUCACUCCCUUUGGGUUACCUAAAGCUAGUUGAGAGAUACCCUCAUAUUGGUAAAGACCACUUGGUGAAGCUGUUAAAGCAACUGAUGAUGACUUCCUGCCGCCCAGACAGCUUGGUUAGAGAUGUGUCUCCAAAUGCUGCUGAUUUUCCAACACUUCUUGGCUCCAACUCCUUUUCCCUUCUUGCAUCUGAUAGGUGCAGGCAAGAUAAGGAAACCCUCAGGCUGCCGAGGUAUCUCCGGUGGUCACACAUACAUGCUGAUCAAGUUCAUGGUUUAAGUUUGAGGGAGAUUGGUGGUUUCACUAAGAAUCAUCGAGCUCCUUCUGUACGUGCAUCAUGCUAUGCCAUUGCAAAGCCAUCUACCCUUGUUGAAAAGAUGCAGAUUAUAAAGAAAUUGAGGGGACAUCAGAAUGCCGCGUAUUGUGCUACUUUUGACCGCUCAGGACGUUAUGUUAUUACUGGUUCUGAUGACCGCCUUGUCAAAAUUUGGGCGAUGGAAACAGCAUUUUGUCUGGCUAGUUGCCGAGGCCAUGAAGGUGAUAUUACUGACCUCGCUGUGAGUUCCAAUAAUGCUGUGGUAGCAUCUUCCUCCAAUGAUUUCAUUAUUAGAGUGUGGCGCAUACCUGACGGCAUGCCAAUGUCAGUGUUGAAGGGCCAUACUGGGGUUGUAACAACUAUUGCAUUUAGUCCAAGGCCAGGUGCUGCUUUCCAGCUAUUGUCAUCAUCUGAUGAUGGGACAUGCAGGAUUUGGGAUGCUAGACAUUCUCAACAAUCUCCACGAAUAUAUAUACCAAAACCUUCAGAUGUUGCCGCUGGGAAGAGUGGUGAUGCAUCUUCCAGUGCUGUUCAAGUUCAACCAACAAAUCACCAAAUCUUAUGUUGUUCAUUCAAUGCUAAUGGAACUGUGUUUGUUACUGGCAGUUCAGACACUUAUGCGAGGGUGUGGAGUGCUUGCAAGAGUUGUUCUGACGAACAUGACCAACCGAAUCAUGAGAUGGACAUAUUAUCAGGUCAUGAAAAUGAUGUAAACUACGUGCAGUUUAGUGGAUGUGUUGUAUCAAGAUCCUUUUCGUCUGACAGCAGUCACACCAGUAAGGAAGAAAAUAACCUUAAGCUAAGAAAUUCAUGGUUCACACAUAAUAUUGUUACCUGCUCCCGUGAUGGCAGCGCAAUUAUAUGGGUUCCGCGGUCUCGGAGAUCACAUGGAAAGAUUGGACGCUGGACACGCGCUUACCAUCUCAAGGUUCCUCCACCCCCAAUGGCUCCUCAACCACUUCGCGGUGGUCCACGUCAAAGAUACAAUCCAACUCCUCGGGGUGUGAAUAUGAUUGUUUGGAGUUUGGACAACCGCUUUGUGCUUGCUGCUAUCAUGGAUUGCAGAAUUUGUGUUUGGAAUGCUUCUGAUGGGAGCUUGGUGCAUUCACUGAUUGGCCAUCAGGAAUCAACAUUUGUUCUUGAUGUGCAUCCGUUCAACCCCCGUAUAGGUAUGAGUGCUGGGUAUGAUGGAAAGACAAUCAUCUGGGAUAUAUGGGAAGGAAAGUCUGUACAGAUCUACGAAACUGGCCACUAUAAGCUUGUUGACGGCAAGUUCUCUCCGGAUGGAACAUCACUUGUCCUCACCGAUGAAAUUGGGCAAAUAUUCAUUAUUGGUACAGGGCAGGGCAAGUCCCAAAAGGAUGCGAAAUAUGAUCAGUUCUUUCUUGGAGACUACCGGCCCCUUGUUCAUGAUACAAAUGGAAGUGCUAUUGAUCAGGAAACACAACUUGCACCUUAUAGGAGAAAUAUUCAAGACCUUUUGUGCGACUCGGGUAUGAUACCUUACCCAGAGCCUUUUCAGAGCAUGUACCAGAAACACAGGUUAGGUACCCUGGGUAUUGAAUGGCGACCUCCCUCGGUAAAUUUUGCUGUUGGGCCCACUUACGAUGCAACCACUGGCGAGUACCAAAUCAUCUCAGUUAUUGAUCCAGAUAGGUGGGAACCACUUCCAGAGAUAACAGACUUCAUCGAGCUUGAACCAGAAAAUGAAGCGAUCUCUGAUGAUACUGAUUCCGAGUACAAUGGCAUGGAUGACUAUUCUAGUGAAGGAGAACAGGAGAUUUGGGGUGGUCAUGCUUCUGGUGCUUCAUACUCAAGUGCAGAGAUUGAUGGAUCUAAUCUUAACAGUACUGCUAAUCUCCGCAGAUCUAGAAGAAAGAAGAAAAGAUCUGAUGCUGAUUUUGUUACUUCAUCUGAUCGGCGAGUUAAGAAAAGAAAUUUGGAUGGGCAUGGUGUGGCUACACCGUCAAGGCCACAUAGAGGUAGGAAGUCUAAGACUGGCCGUGCUACCAAAAGGAAAAUAUCUCCUAAAUCUAGGAGAUUGCGACCUCAAAGACGUGCUACUCACAGCACACACAGUUUUUUCUCGAAGAUUGAAACUUCAACAGAAGAGGAAGAUGGAUCAGCGAGCAGUCUUUCAGACAACGAACUGAACACAGAAAGCACUGAAGCUGAGCAGUCAGCGUGGCAUGGCCUGCCAAGACUUGGUAGAGAGACCAACCAAUAUGAUUCCGAAUAUGUUACCCGACCUUCUCAGUUCACUGAAACCAAGGGAAAAAAUUCUGCAAAUAGUAGAAAACUGAUUCUGAGGAUACCACGCCGUGAUCUAAAAGUUCAGUUUCCUUCAGAAAGUGCAAAUCCAGAACUCCCACCUCAUUAUGCAGUGCUGUCACUUCCAGCAGCCAGAUACAAAGACGAUGAGCCGGAACUAGCUUUUGAGCCUGGAAACUCCUCUGCUUGCAAGUCUGAAUCACCUCUGGUCUCUGUUCUACAUGAUGCGGGUACUGUUCACAGUAAUGACGCAAUCAAAGGGGGUGAGCUUAAGCUGCGACCUUCAAAGCAUUGCAAGUUCGGGGACUCUUCUUCAGGAGACAUGUGGGUCUCUUCAAAUAAUGCACUUUCACAUGACGUUUAUGGGUCUGGUUGUCAGAAAACACCUAAUCAAUAUGAUAAUGGCGUCCAACAAAGGGUUGAGCAGAAUGUACAGAAAAGACAACGUGCAAUUUAUCUGGAUAGCAUCCAUGAAAACCACAAUACUGAUGAUUAUCGUGAAGGUAAUUUGCCUGGUAAAGAAUGGAUAACUGACAACAAGAAUACUCAUCUAGAGGAAGAAAAUAACAGGGAACACGGUCAGCAGUUCCACAGCACUCGGUCUAUAUCCUUUAAACUGAAGUUGUCCAGACCAAGAGGCUUUGCAGAUGGAGCAAGUUCAUCAGACAUAUCGAAGACUAGUGCAGUAGGGAGUGACAUCAACCAUGUUAAAGUUUCCAUGCAGCAUGAUGAGGUUUCUGCCACCAGUCAACAUAGGAGUAGUGACUUCACUAGUGUGUCCAGACGUUUCCAGGACUUUGAAUCUGCGAACACAUACGGCACAGUGUGCAAAAGGUCAGAGCCAAGUAAGCACAGGAAAAGAUUGGGUUCGGAUGCCUUUGGAAAUGGACAUAGUACUUCUGUUUCCAAUGAUGAUGGUGGGCAUCAACCUCUAGACUGCAGUCCUGUUGCACUUACUGGUAGUUUACGAAGAAACGAAAGGAGGUCAUGUGCAUACACUGAUUAUGGUAGAGAAAGGGAUGCAAUCUCUCAUGUGCAAAGUUCUUCCCUCGAAGCAGCAAUUAGUGGGAGACGAAUUGUUGCAAAUGUGCGUGAAGUAAUGUGGGGAUCAACAUCAAAGACUGCUGGUAUAAAGUCUUGUAUGAACAAAGGAGAGAGUUGCAACUUUCCUGAUACACAUCUAUUGGAGAAAAAGCACCAAGUAUCGAGGCCGUGGUUGAUGUUGCUAGAGCAUGAAGAUAUCUACCGUUAUAUUCCUCAACUUGGCGAUGAGGUUAUGUACUUGCGACAGGGCCAUGAAGAAUAUGUUUAUAAAGUGCAAUCAUCGGAUAAUUGCCCAUCGAAUCGGAUCAGAGGCCUUAAAGCUGCCGAGCUUUGCAAAAUUAAGGGUCUUGAUUACAAGCCAGAUAGAGGGUCUGGGGAAAGCUGCUGUGAAUUAACUAUUAAAUUCAUUGAUCACACUUCAAGCGGAUUUGGCAAAGAGUUUGUAAUCACAUUGCGUGAGCUAGUUACGUUCCCUGAUUUUCUUGUGGAAAGAACACGGUUUGAAGCUACUACCACGUAUAACUGGAGCAUCGCUGAUAGGUGCAAAGUUUGGUGGAUGGAUGAGGGAGAGGAUGGAGGAAGUUGGUGGGAGGGACGAGUAUUGGAAAUAAGACCUAAGUCACCUGAUUUUCCUGAGAGCCCUUGGGAGAAAUAUGUCAUACAGUAUGAAACUGAUGGCUCUGAACAUCCGCAUAGCCCCUGGGAGGUGCAUGAUGCUAAUAACCCAUUGGUUCCAUGGAACCGUCCACAUAUCGAUCCCAGUACCAGGAACAAAUUGUUAUCAGCAGUGACCGGUUUACAGGAAAAGUCUCUCAGAAAUCAGGAUCGCUACGGUGUUCUGAAGUUAGAUACUGUUGCAGGAAAAUCAGAUUUCAUAAACAGGUUCCCUGUCCAAUUCUCCAUUGAGGUGAUCAGAGCAAGACUACAGAGCGAUUACUACAGAACUCCGGAGGCUGUCAAACAUGAUGCCACUGUGAUGCUUGCCAAUGCCAAGUCUUAUUUUUCCAAGAGCGGCGAAAUGACCAAAAAGAUCCGCAAGCUAUCUGAAUGGAUCCAAGACAAGAUUCUAUCACUAUAGUGGGAGGUGCGCUGUGCGGGGUUGGCAUUCUUCCCUUUUAGCAGAAUUUUUGCACUCAUCCCGUCAGAUGAUUCUCCGUUUGCGUCGCAGAAGCAUGUUUUUGUUAAGAGGAAUGAACCAAAAUAGUUGGCAGGUUGGGAGGGAUUUCUUGUGUGGCCCAACAUUUUGAAACUAUAUCUGAUCUGAUCCCCGGUUUAUUGAUGCAAAUUGAAAUCCUGACCAUUUGACC